Messenger RNA from Linum trigynum, 2281 nucleotides. NCBI's taxonomy places the organism in Eukaryota, Viridiplantae, Streptophyta, Magnoliopsida, Malpighiales, Linaceae. The record is from the annotation of a GenBank genome assembly.
CACUUCCCAUUAGGUGUACGAACUGGUGCAUGACUAUGUGAACUAUGAACCUUAUCAAACCAACUGAUAUCACUGACUAUGUAUUCAUUACAACCAUAGUAAAUAAGCCAUUCACUGAGAUCGAUAGAGUUACCAGUCAUGUGUGCAGUCGAAUUAGGUGUAGAUGGUGUAGGUGCCGAGAAAAACUGUUUAAGCUGUGCAAACUGUGACGACGUAAGCCCUUGAAUGGGACUGUCUUCCGUCUCUACAUGUUCAACUCGAGAAGAAGGUUCACCCUUUCGCUUAUUUCCGCCAUUGGGCCUAUUCUUCCCAAAAUCAGGUGGAUAGCCAAUAAGCCGAAAGCACUAUUCCUUAAGAUGCCCGAGCUUAUUGCAAUUAGUGCAACACACGUGCUCCUCGGAGUCACGCUCUUUCUCAUUGCGUACCUGGAAUGCAGCGGCCUUGAUUGUAGUACGAUGACCAGCAGUGAUAAGUCACUAUUGUUCCUCCUCCGCGACUUGCUGGUACGCUUCUGCCAAUGUGGGAGUGGGUCGAACGCUCAUAAUUUUGCUUCGGACUACAGAGAAGACGUCAUCCAAACCAAGGAGGAAGUCGUUGAGUCUUUCUGCCUCUUGCUGUUCGCGUAGCUGCUUUGCCACAUCGCAAGUGCAAUUCCCACAUUUGCAGCAAGGGUUAAUGCUAACCGAUUGCAACUCAUCCCAGAGAGUCCUGAGUUUAGUAUAGAAGCCCGAGACUGAGGAUUUUUCCUGUCGUAGCGAUACAAUCUAGCGUCGGAGCUCAUAAGCUCUCAUCACCGAGCUGGCUCCAAAGCGCUGCUUGAGGUCUGUCCAUAUUUCGUGCGCCGUUUUGGCCGCACACAAACUAUUUCGAACCUCCUUUGUCAUAGCCGUCUUCAGCCACCCUUUCACCAUCGCAUCGCAUUGAUCCCAAGCGUCUUGCUUGGCCCUAGUGUCCGCGGAAGAUCGUGGCAGGGAUCCGUCAACGAAGUUCAUCUUUUUCUUCGCAAUAAGUGUCUCGGAUAGUAGAUCACUGCUGAACAUUUGACCGGGGUUUUCCGAGGGAUGCAAAUAAAACGGCGGGUGGUGUGGAAUUGUAUCAGAUUCAACAACAACUCCUUUACCGCGGAAAUCUCCUCGUCCUUAGUAAUGAUCGCAAGAUUGGAUCACUACCUUGAUACCAUGAAAAGAAGUAAAACGCAAAAAUAAGAUGACACAGGAUUUACGUGGUAUCCCUGUUCAAUGGAACAUGACUAAUCCACGGAGAGCAAGCUCUCAGAUAGGGUUUCACUAAGCUCCAGCAAAGAGGGAAGUGUCGUAAAAGUUACAGUGGCGAUCGGCAAAUGACAAGAUAUAAUUACCCUUUGACAAGCAACUAGGGUAAACGAAGCCCACAAGGGAAAAUAACAAACUUGUAUUAUAAUUAAUCAAACAUGAUUAAUGAUUACAUCUCAAUAUUUUAGGUAAAUAAUAGAGUGUUGUGUAUGGACGCACAUGAGUUGGGACAAUAAUAUUUCUGAGGAAAGUGCAAUUGGGGCAAAGCAAGCAAUGACAUGGCUUAAAGAUGGAGGUCGGGUCCCGUGCUUAAUGCUUUGGUCACACCGCCACCGGAGAGGGCAGGUCGGAUGGGGAAGAGCUUUUUUGUUUAUUUAUUUUUUGUUUAUUAAUUUAAUAGUGUGGAAAUAUUAAAAGAAUUAAAUUUAUUUUUUAUUAAUUUUUAAUUGCCACGUCAGAUAUUUAACGGUCAACUGUUAAGUUUGAUUGACAUAUUAGGUAAAGUUAGCGGAGAGUGACUAAACGUAUACCGUUUUACUGAUUCGAGUGACCAAAAUUGAUAUUAAUUUUUUUUAGUGACUAAACAUGACACAUUUUAGUAAACCCAGUGACCAAACUUGACAGUUACCUAAUUUUUUUAACCACUUAUUUGUAUUAGAUAGGAGAAUUGUAACUCUUUAGGCAAAUCCAAAACAAAAUACGAACGAGAUUCAUGGUUGAUAAGUAACAAACUGAUUUUGAUUGACAAGACGUGUUUUGGGGUGAAAAAUGAAGAGUUCUUAUGAGUACUUUAAAGUUCGUGCUUGUUGUGGAGCACUGCAAAGAUGAGUGACCUUACUGAAAUAUACAACACAAUAUCAUUAAUUUUUGGGUAAAUACAAUAUAUUAGCCACAAGUAUUAAGUAGCGGGGAAUAAUAGCCACAACUAUCGAUAUACAAAUUAUUAGCCAAACACUAACUCUCCAUUAACAAUUCCGUUAGAUGAUGAUGACUAAACUUUAGGAUGGUGA